AUGUACAAUUUUUCGUUGCAGAAAUGUGCGCGGGAGAUGCUCCUUAGACUGCUACUUUACUGUAUUGGCGGAGCCCUCGCCUCCUUCUUGCGGGUCGAAACCGGACACCGGAACAUUCAGAUUGAAGGCAGAGACCCCUACCCGGGCCACUUCACAAAGGUCACCUUCACCGAGCAGACAUGCAUACGUGCCGUCUCCAUCCACUGUCUUGUCCCGCUGACAGGAGCUGAGGAGAUAGAUCUCCUCUACUCACCGUGCGAAAAUGAACAAUGGCGCGUGGCGCACUAUAACAACAAGGAGGCCAGGUUCUUCCUUAAGGCAUCAACAAAUCGUCGUCAAGCAGCUGAACGUGGCCUCGCGGCUCCCAGUGUCUGUGGUGGAUCUGCAACGCCACGACGGCACCGACGACAUCGUGCUCCCUUCCCACUGAGGGCCCAAGAAACCGGCCCCGUGAAGAAGAGGACAAAAAGGGCAGCCGACCAAACACCCGACAAGAUCUAUUCCUUGUCCGACAGCCCGUACCGCAUCGACGAAAAUAUCACCGUCGCCCGGGGGCAGCGCUUUGACGUUGAGCCGGGCGUCCGGAUCACCUUCGCCCCAAACACGGGCAUCCUGGUUUACGGGACUUUGUACAUAAAAGGCAGCCUCGAACAACCGGUGUAUCUUGAGGCGGCCGAAGCGGGAUCCUGGUUGGGGGUGAUCGUCUCGAGCACAGAAGCGCCAUCCAGUUUUACCUAUUUGAAUGUGAGCGGCUCGAUUUAUGGCAUCACUAUUCGCGACUCGCCCAGCUUCCCAACAUUCGACCAUGUGAUCGCUGACAGCAAUCGGAAUGGGUUCACCUUCGAGACGAGCAAGACGCCGGCCACCGACGACACCCCGCUGCGAGUCUUCAAGGCCUCGGCUGUGCAUUCAGCCGAAAAUGGCUUCAAUGUCGUGGGAGAGACACCAAUCCUGCUCGACGCCUGCCUGGCCGCCUCGAACCGACUUCACGGUAUCUACGUGGAAAGGGUGUCGUCUAUAGCCUUGCUCAACUCGCACGUCUUCUCCAAUGACGGCGACGGGAUCGUGUUCAACACCACGCAGGCCGUCAGCAUCGCUAACACACUAAUAGGGGCCAACGGGCAGCAUGGGAUACGCGUGCAGUCUGGCAAGCACUCUGCCCAAGCUGAAUUCAAUCUCCUCGGCGUCAACAUCACCAACCACGCCACGCAUCCAGCCAUCCGACUCGACGCGUGUGAGAACGCGGAAAUCUACCUGAACUCGUGUCACAUCUACGACAACCAUGACGGUGUUCUGGUCAUCGACGGCCGAAGCGACACGUGCGAAAUAAAGCUGUAUCGCGGGAAUUUUACGAGGAACCGAGGCCCUGCGCUGCACCUGGAAACGUUGACUCACGGUACCGUACACCUCGAGCAGAACACGUUCGCCUCAAAUCACAUGAAUGCUAGGGCGGAUCGAGAGGCUCUGGUCAACUCGAAUUGCGAGGUGACGAGCGGCCCCAGCAGGAAGCCAUCACUUGAUGAUAUCCGGCUGAAUCACUGGGCUCUCGGCUCCGAGAAGGAGAUUUUACUCCGAAUCUGCGCCAUCAGUGCCGACGCGAACUCGGCGGCCCUCUAUCUGCCGUUUGCCAACUACACGGGCGGACUUUUGAUACAGGACAAUCAACCGAUUCCUCCCUUCACCCACCUCUACAACACGAUCCCCAACAAUGGCCGCGCUUAUGUCGUCUCCGAAAACAUGACAAUCCCCGAGGACAAGGUGGUCAUCAUCGAGCCCGGCGUCCAGAUACGAUUUCUAAAAGACGCCAAACUGAUCGUGCUUGGAAAACUAUAUGCGAACGGCUCGGCGUCGACACCGAUAAAGCUGGGCGGGAGCCAAGAAGGGGCCCAAUGGCCUGGGAUAAGGCUGGCGCCAAAGCCCGUCGUCGAUCUGGGUGGUACCACGGUAACCGGCGCUCAGACUAUCGGCCUUUACGUGGAGGAACGGGGAAAGGGUGUCAAAAUUAGCAAUCUAAAAAUUGAGCAGAGUGACGGGUUCGGUGUGGAUUUUGAGAAACCGAUGGGAAACGUAACGUUGGAGAAUAUUACGUGCGGCGCCGUUCCCUCCAACCUGCGCAUCAUCGGCGCAAAUUUCGUGGAGAACACAGCACAACCGCUGAAGCUCGACCUCGGAGAAUGUGCCGGGGCUCAGCUUCUGGCCAACUCGGUGGAGCGGAACAGUGCCGGGCCCGACGACGCGCUCCUCAAGAUUGCGAUAUCGCCGAAAAUUGAUGACAACCCCAUCUCAAAAGUGGCCAUAUUCGCCAACAAAUUCAACGGCAACACGGCGUCGCGUUCCACCCUCGAGCUAAGCAACGGUUCCGGAAAAAGGUUCAACGGAACACUCUAUGGCAACACUUUCACCGGAAACGCUAAUAACGAGGCCGUGCUGGAGGUCGAUUCCAACAGCUAUAGAAUCUCCGGCAACGAAUUCCGGGACCCUCAGACUCCCUUUGAGGUCUUGUUCACCGGAGCUGGGCAACUACACCUCGGCGACAAUGUGUGGGGCACGCAGACGAUUGAGGCGAUUAAGCAGAAGAUAUCGUGCAGCGAGGAGCGACGGGUUUGUGAUGAUGGCCAAAUCAGCGUCAUCCCACCACGGGCUGUCCCGGUGGAUCCGGCUACCAUCCACACGCUCCCGGAAGGCACCGAAACGGCCUGUCCAGGGGAUUGUGGCGGACAUGAAAUCUGCCCUCAACUGAAAAACUGCUCUGGCCACGGCUACUGUACCUCCAGCGACAUAUGCAAAUGCGAGGAGGGAUUUGCUGGAAAUGACUGCUCAGUGGAAUUGUGCUCGACGAGAAACUGCGAACACGGAUUUUGUGAGGCCGGCAUCUGUAAAUGUGAACCCGGAUGGACGGGAAAGCACUGCAGCCUUGGUCUAUGUGCCAACGAGUGCUCCUACAGCGGGAUAUGCGUCGGGCCAGCCCAAUGCAAAUGUUUUGCUGAUUAUACAGGAACUAAAUGCGAAAAGUGCGCGACUAAGGAGUGCGUCGGCUGCGAGCCGGACUGUAAGCACGGAGUAUGUGAUGCCGAGUCCGGCACUUGCCGAUGCACCAAUGGCUGGUCUGGGGCGGCCUGCGAUGUUUGCGCGACCAAUUCCUGCCCCACCGACCCCUCCAUUUCCUAUAUUCUGCCCCAAACGGCGGAUGUUGGCCAGGGAAAUGGGAUAGUCAGUGUGUACGGCCAGGAUUUGCCGAGUGACGCCACCUAUCGCUGUCUCUACGGUACUUCCACAGCCCCCGGAAAAUACAUCAACAGUCACCUCGUCAGGUGUAGCCUACCGGAAGGCUCUUCCGAGGCUUACCAAGUGAAGCUCGACGUGUUGACCCCCGCCAAAUCCGAAGCUAUCGAUUGGGAAAUUGGUGUUCCGCCCAGCUACCAGGCUACGGUCGAAGGCACCGAGGUUGUCGGCAACACGCAGAAACGACGGAUUUACGGGCGAAUAGACAAGCCGCUCGCCAAUCGCCCGGUCGCAGUCCGUAUCAGACGCCAAGAUGCUGACCUCGGCGUCGAGGAGUAUACGGUAAUGACGGGCGAGAGCGGUCGCUUCUCCUUCGAGUACACCCCACAAUAUGGAGGUGUUUAUGCCGUGGCCGCCCACCAUCCUGGCGUGAAAGUUGACGAUUGGAGCAAUGGAGUUGAGCUAUCCUGGUCCAAUCCCUCGGUCAAGGUCACGUAUCACGAUCGGCCAUCGAUUGAGGAGCUGAAGCAAGGGCUGGAAUUUGAGGUCCAGAAUACCGGUGACGGCGUGCUAUCCGGCUGGCAGAUACCACCCUCCAUCGCACCCCGCGAGGCGGCACGCAUCAUUGCGAAGUUCGACGUGGAGGAUGGCUUCUCCGGGCCGAUUACCCUGAUUUUGGUAGCCGAUGGGGGUUUUAGCUAUGUAAUCAGACUGGAAGUGACUACGAAGAAAGCGAAAGGUAUAUUGACGGCAAUUCCUGAGUCGCUCGUUGUGCCGCUGGUGUAUAAUGCACUGCCGACUAUACAGGUACGCCUCGAUACCUCGGGCACGACCUUCUACUCGCCGAUCGAGUUGGGCUACGACACCCGGCCUAGCCCCUUCUAUUUGAUCGGAUCGGAUCCACCGUUGAACGACUACGCUGAGUAUUCGAAUAACGUUUCCGGACUGUCGCUGACCCUUGGCGCCUCGCCCAGCGGAAACAAGCAAAACGGAACUAUCAGGAUAGUCUAUCGCACCGAUACGAUCCUCCGCAUACCGUACACCUUUUCACGGCGCGAGACCGAGCUGUUCAACCUGGCCAUAUGCCUGAAGGAUGAAAACUUCCUAAACACCGUUUCCGCGGCCGCAAACGCCCAAAUCGACUUGGUGAACAGCCUCAGCAAGGCGGUGAUGAACCCCCGUGGUGCUGUAGUGAAUGGACCCCCGCAAAUCUUCACCCUCUACCCCGGCUACUACCAGCUGACCAUCUACUCGGAUUCGCAUCAGAAGUACGAGGAGCCAAUCUUGAUCGGAACCUCUGAGCUCGAGCUCUACGCUGAUGGGCCGGCUAGCAAGGACACGUUUGUCAUCCUCGACGCCUUCGAGGACGACAAUAUAAAAUUGGAACCUCCCAAAUCGGCGCUGGUGAUGGGCGGCUCAACACGAGCCGAGUUGGCCGUCAAGCGUUCGAGUAGCUUGUUUGGCAACAGUGCCAAAUGUGACGCAAUACUGCUGCAAAUCCCGUACCGUGUGGCCAGGAAUGGAUCGAGGGAAAUCGGGCUUGAGGCUCAGCUGAUAUUGGCGAAGACGGAGAAGCCGAAAGUAUUGUGCGACGUCGCCAGCAAAACCAUCGUCCGGUGCAACUGCGCGGCUGCCGUGCGGCGCGAGUGCCGCGAAAAAUACGAGAGCCCAGUGGCGUGCGGCCAGGGCUGGGCCAAGAUUGCCGACGACACAACAUCGCUUGAGAACCUCGCUAUGAUAUUCCACCUUAUCGCCGAGUGUCAACAGGUGCAAGUGCACUUUGAGGACUUGCUGACGUCAGUUUCCGAGCAAAAUGACCCCUCCUCGGAUGCCAUCGACGCCCAGGCCAUCUCUUACGCCGCGCACUUUAUGCAAUUUUUGCAGAAUUUAGAGUCAAUCGUCCCCUUCGACCAACUCCGAGCGAUCAGCGCCCAGGAGUGGAACAAGUUUUUCAAGGCGAUCUCCGACUCCUCGGCCGGAGGCCCGGCAAUUUGGGAAACCGAGAAGCUGGAGUUGGGCCAGAAAGGCUCGGCUGUCGAAAACCUGGCUGCGACGUGGAACAACUCGGUGACGGAGUGGACGGCGGGGAAGAUUGUGCCGUUUGAGGCUCUCCCGAACCCGACCGUAAUCUACGACCAAGUCCACCAAGUCGUGUCCUCCGCCGACAAGUUGAAGGCGCUCAGUCGACAGGCCGGUGCGCCGAACCCAUUCGCCCUACUACACGCCUAUUUCGGCAAAUUGGCAAUGGGAACGGAAAAAUCGGAAGACGCCUGUGCCGAGGCUUUCGUGCUCGUCGAACCCGACACGGUGGUGGAGAACGCGAUGGUGACGUUGCGGGUGCAAUUUAGGAACCUUAGGAGAACCUCCCUCACCGGGGUGAACCUGAAAAUCGAGUGGAUUCGGGCGGACGCGUAUACACCCGAAGUUAAAUUCGCGACCGGGAUCUUUUCGUAUACAGGCAUCUUCGCUCUCGACGGAACUCAAAGCCUACCAGCCGGCACCUCAUUCCGUGCCACUGCAAAGUACACAACGGCCCCCGUACUCCCGCUAAAACGGGACGUAUUUUAUCAGCCGAUCGUCGUCAUCUCAUUCGAAAACGAGGGCACGCGAACGAUACAAAAGCUCGAGACCCCGGACUUGAAGAUUACUCCAAAGCCAAACAUACAGGUCUACUACCUCCUAAAGUCCAAUGGCGACGACUCGAAGCUGUUCAACAUUACCGCAAUUUUUGCCAACAAGGGCUACGUCCCCCUCGACAACGUGAAAGUGAUCAACACCGCGUUGGAGAUCCUGGGGCCUAACCUUGGCCCCGUCGGCUACCGCAUCGAGGGCCUGACGGUGGAUGGGACCCAGAGAAAUGGAGCGCUCAGCUACGAGCUCGGCACGAUCAGACCGGGCGCUACGAAGACAGCUGCGUACCAAAUGUCAGCACUGGACGUGGGAAAACUCUCGUCAAUCCGAGCCCAAGUGCUUGCUGGCGGCAAAUUGCUACCCCUCGACGACAACAAGGCGUUCACGGUCAAGCAGCUGCUCAAUAAAGGUCUCCUCAUUUCUCCGCUGGACACGCCGCAACCCGAAUUCUUCUUCGACACCGCGACGGCCGACGUCACGAACCUGAUUCAUCUCCAAAAUAUUAAGACAACCAGCACCGAUUCCACCGCCGACGGCCGACCCUACAAGCACAUUCUGGCCGUCUUCUCCAACCCGGAAUCGACGGCAUUUUCCGGAUCGCUUCUCGGCAAAGUGCAACUCCCGGCCAUGCCAUCAACUUUCCGCUUGAUACGGCUAACCGAGGUGGACGCCAAACUCUCCACUACGCAACGCAACCUGAACGGCGCCCGGUGGACCGAGGCUGAGGGAAACUCGCUAAACUUUAUCGAUAAGGAGGCGACGCUGCCGUUGCCUUUGAACACCAUCUCCUACGAGGCCAUCUUCGGGGACCCGGCCCAGUUUGACGAGCCGGUUUUCGAGAAGGGAUCUUAUCGGAUUCAGGUACUCCCGGAAUCGUGGCCAACAUCCGGGUCCAAAAUUGGAAGUGUAGCAGCGUACAGCCCGGACGGCAGUCCAUUGGAAUACGCGUUAUACAGCCGCACCGGUGAUGCCACCUACGCUAUCGACAGUCAAACGGGCGAGAUCUACGCCGAGCGGCUGCCCGCGGAAAACCAGGACCGAUGCCUGAUCGUCGAGGCCAAGACCAAAAACGGCAAAAUCGAGCGCGUGCCAUUGACCAUUAACACGGGCGGGUCCCAGAAGGGGUGUGUCGCUAUCGAUACCUCGGAGUUGAAGCCGCUUCUGCAUUCGGAAAACGAAAAUCCGGGGGCACCGACCGAAUCCCCAUGGAAAACGACCGGAACCUGGACAACUGUCACCACAUCAAAAACCACGCAAACAGCUGUAACCGCCCCAACGACUGAGGCGACGACGAGUAAAGGCGAUGAUACAGACUGGUCGACAUAUUCUAUCACGCCUGACACGGAUUUACCGGAAAUGAGCACUACGGAAACAGCAGAAACCACUACUGAAGAGUGGCCGGAGACGAUCGUCACCGGACCUGAUCAGGAACUGUCUACGAUCUCGUAUACAUCUACAGACUACCCAGAUACCCCAGAAGCCACAGCAGAAACAACGGAAACUUCUGAAGCCGUCACCUGGCCGACGAUUCCGGUGUCCCCAGACUCAACGCCCGAAAUUGUAACCCUCACUACGGAAAGAACAACCGAAACCGAUUCCGAGCCGACGGAGGUCACGACAGAAUCGGAGGCACAAUCUACUCAAGAAAGCGCACAAACGACACUCGAGCCUCCGGAGCCAACAACUGAAAACUUUUACUCGGUUUUCCCGGAUUCGACGCCGGCAACGCUGGAAACCGAGUCUACUCUUUCUACAAGUGAAGCCGAAACGACCAUGGAACCAGAAAAAACCACGUUUAAAGAAAUUGAAAUCUUCCCCGAGCCGCCGUUGUUCCCCGAUGGAGAUGAUGAAAGUGAUCCAACCACUGGAAAACCCAGUCAAUUCACAACCGGCCUGCCACUGCCAGGGCUUACUACAACUCUUGCACCUGACGACUAUGUUGGUCAGGCCUGUGCGCGAAGAUCACAGGCAAUCUGGGCUCUCAUCUGCGACCUCGGCCAGCUGUCGAAGGACCACAAAGCCAACCCCAUCGUC
Molecule: messenger RNA, 7887 nt
Organism: Mesorhabditis spiculigera
Lineage: Eukaryota; Metazoa; Nematoda; Chromadorea; Rhabditida; Rhabditidae
Source: the annotation of a GenBank genome assembly